Parasteatoda tepidariorum (common house spider) is the source of this 5277-nucleotide messenger RNA. Lineage: Eukaryota; Metazoa; Arthropoda; Arachnida; Araneae; Theridiidae. The record is from RefSeq and is a predicted model, not a curated record.
AAUGUAGUAACCCUGAGAAGCAGCGGUAGCUCAACGUGAAUGUUUACUCAACGAGAAGAUAAAUGUUUGUUGUUAAUCCACGCGGUUACAGUCAGCGUGGAAUCUUCUCUAAAAGAGUUUGCUCUUUCCCCUUAGUAAUGAAUUCGAUAUUUAUCUGAUCAGUUCAUUUUAUCUCAUCAUGAUUCUUCCUUUACUUUUUGCAUUAUUUCAUUUUUCUUUAGCAUGGAGUUCUUCUUACGAAAUGGAAGUAACUCGAACAUGCGAACCUAUACGAAUUGACAGUUGCAAAAAUAUUGGAUAUAAUGUGACAGGAAUGCCGAACUUUGUUGGCCACGAUAUGCAACACGACGCGCAAUUGCAAAUCCAGACUUUCAUGCCUCUGAUUCAAUAUGGAUGUUCUUCGAGGCUUUCAUUUUUUCUUUGUUCAGUAUAUGUACCCAUGUGUACUGAUAAAGUUCCUCAACCUAUUGGUCCAUGCAGAAGUCUUUGCGAAUCAGUGCAAGAACGUUGUGAGCCGGUGCUUUUAGAGUUUGGUUUUCAAUGGCCAGUAGCUUUGAACUGUAGCCAAUUCCCACCCGUAAAUAAUGAGAAACAUAUGUGCAUGGAAGGGCCACAACAUGAAGAACAAAAACCUUACCGUGAUAGACGUCCUUUACGACAUCAAAAAGGACCUGGUAUUAGCCAUCCUAGACAGAAUCUUGUCAACAGCUGUAGACAUUUGCGUUCACAUGAUCAGUUUUAUUAUAUAAACAUUACAAAACAUUGUGUAGCAUCUUGCCGAUCUAACAUUCUCUAUUCAAAAGAAAACAAGGAAUUUGCUCAAGUGUGGGUGGCCGUAUGGACUGGCAUCUGCUUCUUGUCAACUAUGUUUACUUUGAUUAUGUUUUUCAUGAAUACUGAUCGAUUCAGAUUUCCUGAAAAGAUUAUAAUUUUAAUCAGUUGGUGUUAUUUCCUUUGCAGUUUCGGCUAUUUAAUCCGACUAAUAGCUGGAAGAGAGCAAACUGCCUGUUAUUGGAACUCUCACUUCAAUGAAUCUCUCCUUGUUCAUGGUGGUCUUUAUAACAUUAAUUGCACACUUGUUUUCACUCUAUUGUAUUAUUUUGGAAUGGCUAGCUCGAUUUGGUGGAUGAUUUUGUGUCUCAACUGGUUUUUGAGUGCUGGUCUUGGCUGGAAUAUGGAACGUUUCAGUACUUAUUUCCAUCUCUUUGCCUGGUUCGUCCCUGCUGUCAAAACCAUCGCAAUUUUAGUAAUGAAUGGAGUAGAUGCUGAUGAAUUAACUGGCAUUUGCUAUGUGGGCAAUCAGGAUCGACAAUUUUUAGUGCGCUUCGUUAUUGUGCCUUCUUUCACUUAUUUAGCAGUUGGUGUUAUCUUUCUAGUUGCUGGAAUGUUGGCCAUUAUCAAGAACAAAAGCUACCGAACAAAAGUCAGUAGCAUGGACGAGAAGUGGGAAACAUUAAUGGUUCGAGUUGGAAUCUUCGCAGUUUUGUACACAGUUCCAGCAAUUUGCAUGCUCGUCACCAACUUCUACGAGUUUACAAAAAAGGAUGAAUGGCUGGCUCAUGAUUCUACUUCUCGUCCUAAUGUAGAACUAUUCACACUUAAAAUAUUCAUGUCCUUGGUUGUUGGCAUUACUACUGGUGUAUGGUUAUACACUUCUAGAUCUCCGCAGCUGAGGAGACCCAAAUUGAGCUCUCGUAACCAGAGAGUAUGUAAUCACCAAGUAUUGCUGGGUCCUCAGCAAAAAAUGACAAUUGUCUAAAGAAGUGUGUCAUUAGUGAUCAUUUGGGGGGACAUUUUUAUUUAUUCUCGUGAUCUGAGAAUGAAAUUUUAUUCCACAAUGUUCACGCCAAAGCUCGUGUAAGUACUGUGAUUUUAUACAAUUUGACAAUACAACUCUGUUUAUGUUCAUACUGGCAGUGGCGUAAAUAACACUCCUGCAACCCCCGCGGUGCGGGGGGCGCACGAGGUUUGAGUGCGCAUGAUCCAGAAAUAAUACACUAUGAUAGGGGUGCACAAUCUGCUUUUGAGAUGCUGCCGGCUGCAGAACCGAAACAUGAUUUUAAAAAAAACUAUUGUAAUUUUUUGGAAGAUAAAAAAUAUCAAAAAUUAUGAAUUACGCAUUUAAGCUUGUAACGCACAAAAUCUAAAUGUAGUUUUUCGAUCCCUUUUUUUGGUGGUUAUCGCUUCGAAUUUCUAAAGCUUCAAAAAUUCUAAUAUAUUUAAUUCCACAAAAUUAUGAUGGUUGAAUUUUCAAUUUUAAUUAUCACUUUUGAAACAAAAAAGAAAUAACUUUUUUAUUCGACGUGCUUCAUUUAUGUCACCAUUAUCCUACUGUUUUCUUAAUACUCUCUUUCUCUCAGUACUCAUUUUCUAUCGGUACUAUUUCUUUCUCGUUUCUCUAAGUAUGUUUAUCUAAGUUCAACUCGUAACUAAGUUCUGACUUUUACUCAUUUUUCUAAGUAUCAUAUCGUUUCUCUGAGUAUUUUUUUUCUAUUGUUUUUCAUUACUUAUUGCUACACAUUUCCACAUGUUUAAGUAAAUCCUGAUAUUUUUAACAUAAAUUGAUACGACACUCGAAUCGCGCAUUUCAAUGUGCGCUUUAUUUGUGCCAAUUUCAUCGCAAAUCUAAGAGUUUUUAUUAUUGUUCUUUUUAUAGUUAUUGUUAGAUUUCGAAAAUCCAGAUAUUUUUAAUCCAGCAUUAAAACAACUAGCAAUUUUCGAAUUUGUUGUUGUUUCUCAAUCGUUUUUUUAUUUAUUUAUUUUUUUUAAGUUGUUACUAGUUCUUUCUUUCUUUCUUUUUUUAUCAUUCUCAAUAUUUUUAUAACACGUGAAAUACGAACAUGAGUUUUUUUUAAAAACUGUUUACCUCUUUUGAACUUUUUCUAAUUUUUCGUGCUUAAAAAACCAUUUUAAGAUUUAACAUUUAUGAUGAAAUCUCUUAUAAUUCACGAAAUAUAAAUGUUCUAAAGCUAAAAAUAUACUGAAUUGAAUCCUAUUUAGUACUUUUCUAAAUAACGCCUUUCCAUCGCAAUUAUUAAUUCCUUAUAAAUUAAAAUAAUUUAUAUUAAAAUAUGCAAAUUAAAAUACAUAAAUUAAUAUAAAUUAAAAUAAAAUGAAUGAUUAUAAGUACCCAAAUAUAUGUAUUUCCAUAGUGUUUUUGCUUCAUAUUGUAUUUUUGUAAUAAGCGAAAUACGAGCAUGAGUUUUUUUUUAAGAACUGUUUACUGUUUUUGAACUUUAUUUAAUCUUUUUGUGACUUAAAGUGCUUGAAAAACCAUUUUAAGAUUUAACAUUUAUGAAAUCUCUUAUAAUUCAUGAAAUAUAAAUGUUCUAAAGCUAAAAAUAUACUGAAUUGAAUCCUAUUUAGUACUUUUUUAAAUAAUGCCAUUCCAUCACAAUUAUUAAUUCUUUAUAAAUUAAAAUAAUUGAUAUUAAAAUAUACAAAUUAAAAUAGAUAAAUUAAUAUAAAUUAAAAUAAAAUGAAUGAUUAUAAGUACCCAAAUGUAUGUAUCUCAAUAGUGUUUUUGUUUCAUAUUGUAUUUUUGUAAUAAGCGAAAUACGAGCAUGAGUUUUUUUUUAAAAACUGUUUACUGUUUUUGAAUUUUAUCUAAUUUUUUUGUGGCUUAAAGUGCUUGAAAAACCAUUUUAAGAUUUAACAUUUAUGAAAUCUCUUAUAAUUCACUAAAUAUAAAUGUUCUAAAGCUAAAAAUAUACUGAAUUGAAUCCCAACUGAAUAAUGACUCUUAUUUAGAGCUAUAAUGCUUUUGCUUUAUUUUAAAUUGUAGACCCUAUGCAAUUUUUUUAAUUAAAAUAUUUAUUUUGCAUUUAUGUUACUUAAUAAAAUAUUUAUUUAUUUUUUAUUGUUUACUUUCAUUCAAAAACAUUUUUGUUAAUUUAUUUUAAAAUAAACUUUUGUGUUCUGAUAUAUGAUAAAAAACUAUCACUUCCCCUUCCCCAUCUUUAUAUUUUUUCCGACAAAUCUGCUCUUCGAUAAGAAGAAAAUAUAUAGAUUUUUUUAAUGAAUUUCAGCAUUUAAAAGAAUUUGAUUUUAUGCAGAUAUAUUACUAAGUUGACUAAUUAAGAGAAGAAAAAAAAAGAAUUCAGGUAAUAAAAAAAUAAUUAUAAUUAUUUAAAGAAUUUAAUUUCCUGCAAAUAUUUUACUAAGUUGAUUGAUAAAUAGAAUUGUGCCUCAAGCACUGAUAUUUUUGAAAGUAUCAUAAUUGCCUCAACUUGGGCAUGCAGCCCUUCAUUCAAGGAAGGGUUGUUUCCCCAACUAUUUCAAUCACAAUAUUAAUUUUUUCCUUAAUAAAAUAUUUUUUUAAAUUCACUUUAUAAAUAAUAAUAAUCCUUUACUAAACUUUGAAUAUAAUUAUUGUAAGAUAGUGAGUUAUUUUCUUAUAUUAUUAUGAUGAAUUUCCUUUUAAUGUGGUAUAUAGGUAAGUGUAUACUAUGUUCCUAUUUAGUACUUUUCUAAAUUAUUCCUUUCCAUCGCAAUUAUUAAUUCCUUAUAAAUUAAAAUUAAAAUAACUGAAAUUAAAAUAAAGAAAUUAAAAUAUAGAAAUUAAAAUAUAGAAAUUAAAAUAUAGAAAUUAAUAUAAAUUAAAAUAAAGUGAAUGAUUAUAAGUACCCAAAUGUAUCUUCAUAGUGUUUUUGUUUCAUAUUAUAAUUUUGCUGAAAAAAAAUCUUAAAAGUCUAAGAUACCCCGCAUUUAUAAAUCUUGCAGGUGGGCACACCUAAGUCUAUGUACGCCACUGCAUACUAGUGAAUCAAUUGUUAUAAUGUUUCGAACUUAGAAAAAUCAUCAGUACACGUGAAUCAUUAUUUUUAUGUAUAAAGUGUAUAGUUAUUUUAUUUGCACUGGUUUAUAUUUGUAAUAUAGCUUUAUUUUUUAAAUGUGUACUUAAGCAUUUACUUAAUUUACGAUGUGCCUUAUAUUUAUUAGUAAACAAACUAUAUAUUAUCAGAACAGAUUUUAAUAUUGAACAAUUUACGAAUCAGAUUUUAUCUGGAUCAACAUUUAUAACUAGUAUUAUAAUAUUGUUUAUCAAAAAAAAAACUCCAUUUAUAAAAUCUGAUACUAAUCUGAAAUAGAAUUUUUUUUUUAAAAAAAUCUGAAGUAUGUUUUUAUUUAUUGUAUUUUGUAAUAUAUUCUAAGGUCUGGUACAAUAUAGCUGCAUUUGUAAGUAAUCAAUUGUUUUCUUGUUUAUAACUUGUUUUCACAUGCUUUUUAGAUAAAUAAAAUGUUUUAAAAUUAAUAAAAUAAUUUUAUCUCUGUCAA